UUGACAGUACCAACCUCCGUGAUAUUGUUCGCCAUGUCACUGAUCUCGGGCCCCACGAGACUCGCCGAGACCAUGCGUGAUGCCCUCUGACCUCUCGCCAUUGCUCUAACUCCAGUGGGCAGAAUGAGUGGGCUACUAAUUCGUUCAUUAUCACGUGGACAGCAGAUGUCCAUGCGUUUGCUGUCAACAUCAGCUCCACGUAGAACAGAAGUUUCACUGGACCAAUCUGCCAGAGAUAGGAUCCACCCUAAACUUGGAAACCGUGAUAUUGUUGGAUGGGGAUUUAAUGGAACUGCAAGCUAUGCUGAUCGUGAAGAGUUUCCCUGCCCAGCUGUGCGCUUUAAGGAGAACACACCUGAUGUCAUGGCCCUUCGGGAAAAAGAAAAAGGAGACUGGAAAAAACUUACUCUUGAUGAAAAGAAGGCAUUGUACCGUGCUAGUUUCUGCCAGACUUUUGCAGAGAUGAAAGCACCAACUGGCGAAUGGAAAUCCAUCCUGGCAGGAGUCCUGUUUGCUUUGGGUUUUAGCGGGUGGAUCGUUAUUUACAUAAAGAAGUUUGUAUAUGGUGAAAUGCCACACACCAUCACACGUGAAUGGCAGGAAGCCCAGUUGAACCGCAUGUUGGCACAAGGCCAAGGACGCAUUACUGGGAUCUCUUCUAAGUAUGACUUUGAGAAGGGAGAUUGGAAAUAAGCUGCCUUUCGUAUCACCACCAACCAGUCCAUGACCACAGCUAACUUUAAAACUUUGAUGAACAUUUUGUAAGAGGAUUGUUAACCACUUGGGGUGUCAUAUUUUGCAGCUGUCUGUACCGUCAGCCUGUGCCAUCGAGAACAUUCCCUGUCUUGGGAUUGAUAGUUGUAUGGAGAUAUAGCUGUAAUUUGAAUGGCUGUUUGGUGUUAGGAAAACUGUUUAGUUGUAUUGAAGUUGAUUCCAUGAUGUGUAUGAGUGAAAAAGCAAGAAAAUACACAUCCAUUAAAUGCAGAAUUAAACA
This is a messenger RNA of Pomacea canaliculata, 994 nucleotides long. RefSeq names its product cytochrome c oxidase subunit 4 isoform 1, mitochondrial-like. The transcript has 5 exons. Lineage: Eukaryota; Metazoa; Mollusca; Gastropoda; Architaenioglossa; Ampullariidae. Gene Ontology annotation, biological process: mitochondrial electron transport, cytochrome c to oxygen. The record is from RefSeq and is a predicted model, not a curated record. Bases 124 to 693 code for a protein of 189 amino acids.